Messenger RNA from Aspergillus heteromorphus CBS 117.55, 1247 nucleotides. RefSeq lists its product as uncharacterized. NCBI's taxonomy places the organism in Eukaryota, Fungi, Ascomycota, Eurotiomycetes, Eurotiales, Aspergillaceae. The coding region runs from base 1 to 1137 and encodes 378 amino acids. The transcript is spliced from 6 exons. The record is from RefSeq and is a predicted model, not a curated record. Gene Ontology annotation, biological process: regulation of synaptonemal complex assembly.
AUGAAAGGCCUACAGUGGAUCCUGAAAUCCUCUAAAACUGACCGGCUGGAGGGAUGUGUUGUGAAGCUCUUUCAGUAUGAUUUCCCCGAACUCGAGAAAUGUGCUUGGAAGAAUGAAGGAAUACUGAACGAGAUCAUAUCAGUCCUCGAAAUAGAGCCGAACGAUAUCUUCUCCGCUUCGGAGCUUGAAUGGAUUGCCAGAAUGAGCUACAAUGCUGCCGUAAAAUUACAUAACUCAGCCCAGCUAGAGCCUCUUAUACGCCUGCUCGAUCUAUCCAUAAGUUUCUCUGGCAGAAUACACAACCAACCCGACCCUAACGAUCCAUCCAAUGUGUCCCAGCACCACCUCCUCUGCAACUUCCUCAAAAUAACCAGAACUACAGCAGACGCCCGCAGAGAAACCAACCCUACAGAGAAGGAAAAGCUCUACACUGAAUCCUACAAGACCAUCACGAAUUUUCAAAACCAGAACCAAUCACCCCUCGCGACAACAGAGCCCACCCUCCUCCAAGAACCAUACCUCUCCAAACACCGCAUUAUCCUCUCCCUCCAUCUCGAAGCGUCCAUCCACCUGAACGACUGGCCCAAGGCCUCGCAGAUCAUCGAAUCCACAAGCCCAAUCAUAGACGACAAACUCAGCUCAGUCUUCCUAGAUUGUAUCCUCCGUGCUGAAUCUCCGAGUUCUGAUAUCGUGCGCGCUGUUAAGACUCUCCUCCGCACCCUCCACGCAUCCCCCUCCCCCCACCUCAACCACCAAACCAUCAGCCAGACCCUCCCGCGGUACAUCCGCUGCCUAUUCCAACUCUCCCUCUCCGCGGCAGACGACCCCCUCGCCGAGUCCGUUCUCGAUCAAGCAAUCGUCCUCGUUCGUGAUCCCGGUGGUCGUGGUGGUGGAUAUCAGGGACCUGAUCCGUCAUCAUCCUCGUCAUCGCUUUAUCCCAGUGACGAGGUGCGGUGGUUGGCGACGGUGGCGUUUAACCGGGCGGUGGACUUUUAUCUCGUGGCUAGGGAUGAGGAUUGUAGACGGUGGGCGGGGAAGGCGAUUGUGUUGGCGGAUGGGGUGGAUGGAGUUGGCGGGGAUGGGGGAGAGUUGGGGGAGUUGUUGAGAGAGAGGCUGGAGAUGUUGGUGGCUUCUUGAGUUAAGUUGAGUUGAGGUGAGUUGGGCCUGGAUGGGUGGGUGAGUGGGUAUCUGGGGUUGUGUGAUAUGUUCGGGAAGGUGGGUUAUGGAUGCAUUUAGCGGGGGAGGGG